AUGGGCAGCUGUCACUCUCCUAGCAAUGCUGACCAAGCAGAACCCCUUGCUAACGAUCUCUCGUACCAUAUCUUGACGACGUAUAUUGCCGCGGGAACCACCAUCUGCACAUGGGCCGUUUGCAGUCUCCUGACACUUGCACACCUGGCGAGAUAUGCUGCACCACGACGACAGAAGCAAAUUGUCCGCCUUAUUUGGACGCCAGGAGUGUUUGCCAUUUUCAGCUUCUUCGGAGUCUGGCAUUACAACCUGGCCAACUACCUGACUCCGAUCGCCGAGCUCUACGAGUCCUUUGCACUCAUUGCACUGUUCUUUCUUCUGGUUGCCUGCGUGGCGCCAGAGUACUUUGAAGGACAGCUUCAGUAUUUUGCUACCAACCCUGGGACUCCCAAACCUUCAAAUGCUGCAAGCGUCAACUGGUUUCGCAAGACUUGGAUCACCGUGAUUCAAAUUUUGCCCACCCGCGUGGUCACCGUCACUGCCACAGAGAUUGUCGAAGCAACACAGUGCCACGGAACCACGUCCUAUCAGCGGGCUAUGACCAUCAUCAGCAUUGUUCAGGGGUUGCUGACUGCGACCUGUCUCAUCGGCAUCUCCAAGUUCUACUCGAGAUUUCGCAGCCAGCUCCACGUUGCCGACCGACGUAUCCUUUAUAAAAUGGGCGUGUUCAAGCUCCUCGUCUUUACCCAGCUUGUACAAAGGAUCAUCAUCAAUGCCCUCUCGCAGAGUGACGUCCUGAAACCAACCGAGCAUCUGAGUUACAAUGACCUCAAUCUCGGGUUGAACUCCUUCCUCAUCUGUCUGGAGACUUUUGUGCUUGCGAUUCUGUUCGUCUGGCCGUUCUGGCCGCACAAGGCGUUUGCGAAUUCGAGGGCAGGGAUUCUUUCGGCAGCUCUAGACGCCAUCAACCCUUGCGAUUUUUUUGCAGGGAUAGUUGGUACUGCACGGCUCUGCCGAGGAAUCCAUCCUGACAAAACUCUUCAAACUGGACCUGUCGAUAAUGAGCAACAUGAAUAUGCGCAUCAAGAGGGGUCGGUGGGGAACAAAUUGACCAGCGUUGACAGUAGUUAG
This is a messenger RNA of Fonsecaea pedrosoi CBS 271.37, 1071 nucleotides long. RefSeq lists its product as uncharacterized. The coding region runs from base 1 to 1071 and encodes 356 amino acids. Gene Ontology annotation, molecular function: transporter activity. Gene Ontology annotation, biological process: transport. The transcript has 2 exons. Lineage: Eukaryota; Fungi; Ascomycota; Eurotiomycetes; Chaetothyriales; Herpotrichiellaceae. The record is from RefSeq and is a predicted model, not a curated record.